AUGCAUAAAGGCGGGCGCGCGGGUUUCGUUAAAUACGCCACAUCCUCCAGCAGUAGUGAUGGCAACAGCAACACCAACAACAAAAAUGGCACCGCACACAAUUACAGCCCUCAACUGGCACAGCGAGCAGCUGUGACAUCUGAGGCUGCUGAAGAAACAAACACAUCCUUGAUGGUUUCUGCUAUUGGUUCUGUUCCUCCUCCGUUCUCCCCACAUACAGUGCAGCAGGAGGGGGCGUGUGUGGCGCCAGAGAUCUCUACAUUGCCUGCUGGUGGAUUUCCUGUGUACGAGGGUGCCACGAAGGCCGUGACGCAACUGACUUCCCAUGAAGCAGAUCCGUCUCCUAGACGCUUCUUACCGGUGCCAGUGGCAUCAUCAUCGUCAGCAGGUGGAAUAGGAAGGGGAGAUGAGCUUAGAAUCGGCACAAAGGUGAUUUUUCAGCGACCCGCAACGACAACAUCUGGCGACCGCUCUUCCAUGGCAUGGGAGCUGGGGAAAAUAGUGGAGGUGAUGUCAGCUUAUGGUGGCGGGGGAGAUGAUAAAGCUUGCGCCAGUGCGGAGAGCGAUAACGAUGUUGUUAUUUUGGAGGAGUUGGCCACUGGGACGUGCUGUAGGGGGCGGGUCCGAACCACACGUAAGAAUGUCUGGCGUUACACCUAUGAGGGUUCAUCGUUUGACCUGAACGACCUCACUACUCUACCGGACCCCAGUGACGCUGCUGUGUUGUAUUCUUUGCGGCAACGCUAUUUUGAGGGACUACACUACACCUUUGUUGGUCGGAUGCUGUUGGCUGUGAACCCUUACCAACGCUCUGUUUAUCCCCCACAUGCCCCCCACCCAAGACACGUGGCGGAGGCUGCCAGGGAGGCUCUUCGUGGACAAGGCUGUAUCAGCUGCAGUAACGAGAAUGGCUACAACGGCACUGAAGGUGAUGCUGGCAACGGUGACUAUGCAAAGCUAAAAGGGGCGGCUCCCACGGCACUGCAACGCCCGGUGGCUGUUAUUGUGACUGGAGAGAGCGGAGCGGGGAAGACUGAGACGGCGAAGCUUGUCCUCCACCACUUCCUCAGACACGUGGGUGGUGAGGGGACCCACCUACCACCUGACACACAUGAAGCAGCGGAGGCCACGCCAAAACGCAUUCUUCGUAUCCUUGACGCGGCGAAUUGCCUCCUCGAGUCUUUUGGUAACGCGUCGACACCCCUUAAUAGCAAUUCUUCUCGCUUUGCCAAGUGCGUCACAACCUUUUUGGACCCUCGCUCCACUGAGGGUGUUGGCGCCCAUGUCGAAUGCUACCUCUUGGAAGUGUCGCGUCUGACUGCACGAUCGCUAGAUGAGUCGACGUUCCAUAUCUUCACCAUGCUCUUUGACGAAACACACGGCCUGACAUCAGAGGAGCAAAGCCGCUUUGACGUUUGGGACCCCUCUCUUUUUCGCGCCAUGCUGUCCGACGUGGCAGGCUUGUACCUCAGUUCCCCGCCAUACACUCUCGCAGAGGUACGUAUGGCGCUGCAAUCCCUCGGCUUCGACGGGGGUACAGUAGAUGCUAUCUUACGGGUACUGUGUGGCAUUCUGCAUAUUCUGAACAUAGAAUUUACAGCACCUGAUUUGUUUGCUCCCGCGUCUAUCACAUCAGGGUCGAUGCCUGCGUGCACCAAGGCGGCUGCACUACUCGGAUUCCCUCCCACGGAAGCGCACACUUCGCUGGAGGCUAUGCUGAUAACAGUACGGCUUGGACAGGAUGUUCGUCAGCUGCACACUGCGGCAGCAGAGGCGGCGCGGGACUCAGUCGCGAAACACCUUUACGAGUCGUUGUUUCGGUACAUUCUGCGUGGCAUCAACGACGCACUGGCUCCAGCGGAUGCGGGUGCGGCAAACUACACCCGCUUCUCCAUCCUGGACAUAUUCGGCUUUGAGGUGAAGGAUGCGAGUUGUGGUAACAACGAUCUGGAGCAGCUUCUGAUCAAUUAUGCAAACGAGACAGUGCAACGCUUGUAUGAGGAGUCCACUUUUGACAGUCUCCUUGCAGAGUCGGCACGCGAAGGUGUGCAGCUCGACAUACCGGCCAACGAAAACUGUGAGCGAAAAGCUGCUUUUGACCUUUUCGUACGGCGCCCGCAGGGCGUGCUGAACAUCAUUAAUGACGACAGCCUUCUUGCUCAGCGGUCACGCCAGGAAAGCGGCACAAACCUCGCUGCGCUCCUAGCGGACCUUAAGCAGGUCUUCCCUGGUUUGGUAAAGCCACACCAAACAGACCCUUCUAAGGUGUGCGUGGAACACUACUGUGCUAGUGUGGUGUACGAAACUAGAAAUAUGUCUGCAAAGAACCGACUGUCUACAUCCGCUGCCUCUAUAUGUGCCACAAGCUCGGAUACAUUCGUUCUUGAGGUUUGCGACGCCUUUUUGGCUAGUCCUACUCUAAAACAGCAGCCGCAAUCACCGUUUUCUGAUGAUAGUGCAAAGUUGCUUGCGGCGAGGUCGCGUGCCACGACACUGAUUGCACAGUUUCGUUCUCAAAUGGAGAUGCUUGUGGCGCAGCUAAAGGCGUCUAGACUCUUUUGGAUUCGUUGCAUUAAGCCAAAUAUUCAUAAAAGCCCACAUGAGUUUGAUUGUGCAUUCGUCCUUUCACAGCUCCAGCAUAGCGCCGUGUUGAGGUCACUGAUGCUGUUUGGGAAGGGUUACUGCCACAGCUUGGGCUAUCAGGACUUUGUGCGAAAGUACCUUUCCCUUGCGGUGCGGGGUUAUUGCUGUGAUGCGCCUGAUCGCGGCGGCUCCAGCAAGGGUGUUUCAUUUUCUUCUUCGCAUGGGACAUACACAAAGCCUCGGUUGCGCCACUCUGUGGAUUCUCGGGCUUUCGGGCAGCAGGUCGCAUCAUUUCACACUGCUGUCUACCGCGCAAGCUUCCGGGAGGCGUGUCUACUCGCAACUCGUUUUGUACCUUGUUGCACCAGCGAGAAUCUGCUGCUGGGGGCAAGCAAGGUGUUCGUGCGCCCCGGCACUCUGCGCAUGUUGCUCGCGCUGGGUGACGUGGCAAGGGGAAAAUCGUCGAAGUGUAUCGGGCGGGUGGGGCGUGCCUACAUUCAGCGGCGGGAACUUGCCGCGGCUCGGGUAUCCCACCUGAAAGAAAGGCGUCUUGCAGCAAUCAGAGAGCGCAUCGCGCGAGAGAUGCCUGAGCGAGAGAAGAUUGAGCGUGAGCGGGAAUCCAUGCUGACACGAGUAGCGGAAGGGCGGGCGGAGGAGCUGGCAGUUUUUUCGCGUCAGGCGAUGAAGUCCUCAAAACGUGUAGGAAGCCAUUGGAAAAAUGCGAUGGAGCUGCUGGUGUCCGAGCUCACCAACGCAUUUGGAGAGAUGUCCUCGUACGAAGCAGCGCGUAUGCAGAAGGAGAAGGAAGUGCGCGAUGAGGCUGCGAUGCUGGAGAUGUACAGAGCACAGGCGCGAAAUGUCGUUGAAGAAAAGCGGCGACAGCGUGAGACGGUGCGCCGCCGUCAACUCGAGGCCCAACAGAAAAAGCGACAGGAGGGCGCCAAGGAUUCCCGUCGCAGUUGCGCGGAUAUCGACGCCGAGCGUGCAGCGGUGAUACAGGAGGAAAUCAUCAAGGCACGACAGUUGCAGAUGCGUGUGGAGGAGGAGAUUCUGGUGGAGCGGCGACAACGUACCUUGCAGCUCAAGGAGCGCAAAGAGGCGAGACAGGUACGCUUGCAUCUUGACCGGCAACAAAGACGCAUAGCCGACCAGGUUCGUCUAAAAGGUGAAAUGAAACAGCGGCACCUUGCAUCACAGCGGUACUUGCAGAUGCAGUCGCUUCCCUGCUCGGAGGAGGUAAGCCUAGAUGUCAGUGGGGCGGACCGAAGUACCAAGAACGGCGUGAAGAAAAAUAAUACGGUAAAUGGUCUUGUGAUAUCUCCUCGCUCAAAGGCGAGCCGAACAGCAUCGCGUGCGUCGGGACUUCUUCCGAUUCAACAAGAGGGAACAUUCAGCACCAGCAGCAGCAGGGAUGGUCACGAUGCGAAGGUGGAAUGGGUGGUUCAAAAAGACAUGAUGGCUCUUUGGGAAUCGCUGCACGAUGGGCAGGGUCGCUGA
Molecule: messenger RNA, 4080 nt
Organism: Trypanosoma grayi
Lineage: Eukaryota; Euglenozoa; Kinetoplastea; Trypanosomatida; Trypanosomatidae
Product: myosin heavy chain
Exons: 1
Coding region: 1-4080 (1359 amino acids)
Biological process (GO): vesicle transport along actin filament; actin filament organization
Cellular component (GO): actin cytoskeleton; myosin complex; cytoplasm
Molecular function (GO): microfilament motor activity; actin filament binding; ATP binding
Source: RefSeq, a predicted model, not a curated record